GGGAGAUAUGCGUGGGUGUCGUGCAGUGUCAUGGGAAUGCUCUCGUUCCGUCAACAGAGCGAAAGUGUGUAUGUGUGUGAGUGUUGUGUGUGUGCGUCAGUGAAAAGAUGGUACUCUCACGAAAAUGUGGGCAUGUCUGGUUAGAAAGUAACAUGUUAAUGUCUUCAUAGAGGAGGAAUAAUAUUCAUGGAAUUCUGGUCAGUUUUUUCAAACAAUUUUGACAGCUGAACAGGCGAUACCGGCAAGGACAGUACCAUUUGUUCACUGAUAUGGAAGAAUGAUUAUUAAGAAGAUACUAGAUGUAUGCUUUUUCAUUGUAAUAGCAGAAGGUUGCUGCUAUGCCUCAGAAACAGAAUUGCAAGAAAUGGCUGUAGAUGUGGGCCAAAAUGUGACUUUACCAUGCACUGACAGUGUAUCAUUAUCUCCUGCAAUUCAUCGGAAUUCAGUUACUUGGGCUCGAAUAAGAGAAGGAAAAGAUGCAGUUCCGAUAAAUGCCCUACACACACAACCUGAUGGUGGACUUACAUUAACUUCACUUAACAGGGAAGAUUCAGGGAUUUAUUUAUGCACCUUGGAAAGUAAAGUGGGAAGUACUACAUCACCUUUAGAUGUUGUUAGGAGAAGGGUUAAAGUGGAAGUAAGGACACCUCCCCCAGAACUGGCAAAUGUCACAGUCCGUCCUUCAACAGUUCUUGCUCUUCUCCUGUGGGACGUGAAAGAUGAUGGAGGUUAUCCAAUAGACUAUUUCUCAGUGCAGUACAAAAUGAAGUAUCCUAAUGAGCAUGGGCAAGAAGACACAUGGCAUGAUGGUUUAAGGGAACCUAUUACUCCAACAGUACGUCAGAUUGAUGUUUAUGAGCUGGAGCCCAAUACAACUUACCUUUUCAAAAUGUGGGCUACUAACCAGUUGGGGCCAGGAAAAGAAACAAUAUUAGAAGGUACAACAUCACACAAUAUGGAGGAAAUGGAGCUUGCACGCCUUCUUCUCAAAGAUGCAAAAGAUUUUGAUACACGAGUUUGGGUGGUUGCUGUGGUUAUUGUAAUGGGAACCCUUCUUAUCCUCACCACUGGUACAUGUUAUCUAUUGUAUAAGGAGUACCAUGUUCCUGCUUCAAAGCGAGAUGAUCAAGAAAUUAUUGAGCUAGUUCCUAACAUAAUCCUCAACCCUGGAUUUUAUGAAGGUGAAGCUCACACUGAACAUAUUGAACCAGAUGAAAAUUCAAAUGAUCAGACUACAACUAGGAUAAACAACAAUACAAUAGUACAACCUAUACGUGUUUGAUAUAGGAGGUACAAUGAUGUAGAGUUUCUGGGCGAUUUGAAUGAACACAGCUCCAGAAUACACUAUGAAUGUGUCUGUGGAAAGAGUCAUGCCUUGUAAGUAGACGUGUUCAUGAGCUUUCUUCCAUUCAAACGGGGCCGCAUCAAUAUUUUUUUUGCAGCAAUAAUUCUUAUAGUGACACUAGUCCAAGUUCAUAUAAGUGUUCUUAUGAGCACUCUAGACACAAUUCUUUUCCUUUCCUGCACUUUCAAUUUGGUUGUGAGAAAGCCUCAACCAUGUGAUGUUCCAUAGCAACGGAAGUUGAGCUCAUUUCUAUUCAUGAGGCUGUGCCUCGAAGUGGAAGAUAUCAGAAUGUCGAUGUUCGUUAAAAUAUAUCAGUAAUUUUCAUUGGUGAAUGACUGUAAUCAUAAGCAUGAAUUGGAAGGUUGUGGUAAGGACUUCCUAAGCAUUUUAUAAUUUCAUAAGUGUUAUGCUGCACUCGAGGAACUGAUUUCAUAGUGUUUGUUUUUAGAGGGUGCAGGCAAUGUUUGUAAAUACAGUAAAUGUGUUCUUAUAUUUAAAUGUGGAAAAUGAGGUGUUUUUGUAAGAGACCUUGUAAAAAUAUUCAUCCUUAAUAUAAGCAUGUUGUGUAAAACUGGAUUAUAAAAGCUGGAACAUUAAUCUACAUUUGAUUUGCAAACGUGUUUGCAAUUCAUAAGAUGUGCAAAUAAGUUAACUUGGCAACAUCCUUAAUACAAAGAACAAAAAUUGUAUUUUUUUUUUUUUUUUUAAAUGUUGCCUCUUAUUUAUCAUUUGAAAGUUUCUGGUAAUCAUCAUCAAAAUUGGUUUCGUCAUUAAUGAAUAGGAUAGAAUGUGCAACUCUAAGCAACAAUUUCUCUUCUUGCUUAUGUUUUUUCACUUUCUUCUUUGAAUGGACUCGCUACAUUCCUAUACAAGUGGUUGCUUUCCUUCUAGCCACAAAUUCACAUCAGGUCUCAUAUUUAAGUGUUUUUUUGUAUUUGUGAACUUACCAUCAUAAAGACUCCAAAAACACUAAGCUACAUUUUAUAGCUAGUGCAAAAUCAUAUAACUUUCUCAGUUUUAAUUUUUGUCAUUAACUUUGUCGAUGAAAUAUGCGCAAAAAUUCAAUUAUAUUCUAUUUUAAAAAAUAUUUCCUUUCUAUUACCAUGUCUUGAAGGAAAUUCAGUAGUCUUAAUUAUUAAAUGUUACGAGAUGCAACUGUUAAGCAAAACAGUUUUGGUUUGCAAUGAAAUUUGUGAACAUUUCAAAAUUUUGCAGUAAUGCAAAAAGAGUGCACAUGCAGCACUUUGAGACCUGCAGAUAAAAAAGGCAUAUAUGAAAUGGCUUGCUUGUGUAGGAGUAUUUAAGAUUUGUAUUUAUGAAAUUGAUUUGAUGAAUUAAUGGGAUAGUUAUUAUUAGUUUUGAAAUGAAAAUAAUUAAUUUAAUAUCAUAAAUUAUGAGAUAGAAUCUCAUAUUUGUUUGAAUUGUCUUUUGUAUUAGGUUGUUUAAAAACAAAUAUCAGAUUCUUCUUAGAAUUCAUGCCUCUUCCUACCAAGAAAGAAAAACUGCGAUCAUAGAAGGUUCAGAUUCCCAAGACAACUGAAUUUCCAAAGACUUUUCUGUCUUUCUAUUACUUCAUUGCUGUUAUCCUAGAAAUAUAUAUAGUUUAUAAGUUAAAGCUACUCCACUAUAAUUUGUUGCAUAUUCUGUUCCCCAACAAAUUCCAGUACUAAAAAUUGUAUAACCAAUGUUAGGUCUGAAAGAAGCACAUGCCUCAUGGUUGUAGGCAAUUUCAUCCUCAGUGCUUCUGAGGGGUAAUUUGGGGGUAAUGUUAACAUAAAAGCUUGAAAUAUAUUAGAAAUUAUAUUUUUUCACUUCAUGUGCAGAGUAGCAUACUGGUAGCGAGUACAUUUUGUCAGUUACUCGUUUUCACUCGGCUAGUUCAGUGGGGUAUCAUUUUCUGUAAAAUGACAAUUGUGUAGCAGUAUUAUCAACUAAAUGGAUGAUGGAAAUGAGAUUUUAGGUUUUAUUUGAUUGUCUACAGUAUGAAAACUGCAAUUUUGUUGCAUAGUUCAUAUGACUAGCGAUAUGUAGCCUGAGAAUUGAUAAUAUGCCUAAAACACAUUUUAGUACACCUCUGAGAAUUGAGUAAUUUUAUGGACAUUAUUUUCAAUAUGCUAAAUGAAUGAAUAUUCUUGUAAUUUGAAAUUAUAAAUAAGACAUAGUUGUGUACUGUAUAAAAUACAGACAAUGAUUCAUGUUAGUAAUUGUAUAGUUUGUACAAGAAGUCUUAGUUAAUUGCUUUGAAAAGAUAAGUUUGCAUAAAAAUCUGAGAACUUAUCACAAGUUAUCUUUUUGAAGGUCUUCUGAAUUAUUUGUGCUCUCAUUUCUUAUGUGACAUUUGGCUAUGUAGAGCAAUCACUGAAGAGUAUAUCAUUGAGUGUUCACAACUAAAUUCUAGGAAUACACAGUUCGUUAUUUUUUGCCUGAGAGAAGUAGAGUUAGAUCAAAAUUGUAAAUGUAUCUCAAGGUUGUGUGCUGUCAAUAAUGCCUUGAUAUUCCCAACUUUAUUUUGUCUGUGAUAUUUAUAUUAUAAUACUCAUUGCUGCUGUAGAUUAAGUUGUGCUUAAGUAUAUUUUGUUAAACUUCCUUUACUAUGAAUUUUAGAUGUUGGUAGCUUGUUAUAUUUUUUGGAAAAAAGGGCGGUCUUAGUAAGGACAAUGAAUGACACAUGGUGCUUUGUUUAUUUAUGCAUACUGAAUCAUGACUGUAUAAACUAAUCAGAUUUUUUCAAAACUGGCAUUAAGUUAGUUUUGCCAAGGAGGUCAUUGAUAUCAGUUUGAAUUUUAAUGUGAGAUUAAGAAGAAGUUACUCAAGACUUUCUGCACACUGCAGGAAGAAACUAGGUGACAAUUUAAAGACUUAGAGACUUAUGAAAAAUGAGCCAAAGAAAUAAUACUAUUAUGUUCAUUGGAAGUGUGCAUACUAUUGUACACACUGUAUAGAUUGCACUGAAUGUAUAUCUAGCAAUGAUCAUGACUGUUAAUAGACUAUAGAAUAAUAAUAAUAAUAAUAAUAAUUUUUGUUCAAAUCAAACAAAAAUAUACUGGAGCUGUUUACAGUGAUUCAUUAUUACGAAAAGGACAUUCAAUUAAAAAUGUCAUGUCACACUAUUCAUCUUGAAUUGACUGUCUAUUGAUGUAGGGAAAUCAAGCAUAGUUUACUCGAUAAUUUGUAAUUUUAAUAUUUAAUUUGAGAUAAAGUAUACAUGCAGUUAUAUACUCUAGUGGCAUAUCAUUUCACGUGUUCCGCAGCUUAUACUUAGGAUAAGAGUACUGAAGAUCCAGGUGUGCUUGCAGUGAUUAGUCAUUGUUCAUACUUUUAAGUUAUUGUGAUAAUGCCUGAAAUUUGUGAAAUAUAAGUAAGUAAUCUUGCAAGUAGACGCACAAAGUUGUUGGUCUCUCAGUUAGAGAGAUUAUUAAAUGUGUGCACUAAAAAGGUUGUGCUGUUUAAUUUUGAUUUUAAAAUUGAAAAGUGAUAAAUACAGUUUUAUACCAAGGAUUGGAGCCCAGAUUUUAUAAAUCUCAAUGAUGCAAUUUCCCAAGAAAAUAAAGGUGCACUGAAUAGUCUACGUUUUUAAUGGUUGUAAAUUGUUGGCAAUUCUAAUUGUGCCUCGUAUAUUUUGCUUAAUUUUUAUCGUAGAAAAGCAAGAAAGAGACAAAUAAUGAAUCAGGGAAUUUGAUUACUGUUUGUUUUCUUUCAAACAAUAAAUAAACUAUGCUUUGUAACUGCAUAAUCUAUGUAUACAUUCACACUGAACAAGUUUGCUUGCGCAGCUCAAAGACUAAUGGACUUAAACAAGUACAAUAAGAGGUUUCAAAUGUGUUCUGGCAAGCAGAAUUUAAUCUUUCCUUUUAGAGAUAACAACGUUCCAAUGGUGUAUGAAGCAAGCAACAAUCUACUGCACUACAUUUGUGAUUCAUGUUAACACUUCAGUGUCCAGUGCCUAUGUAACAAUGAUAGUUUCAACGCUUGAGGCAUGAUGAAAUAUUAUCAUUGUGCUACAAAAUAAUCAUCGAUUUUGUGUUACAUAUUGUAUUUGCAAUCAGUGUCAAGUGCAUAUGAUAAAAUCAGCAUAGAAUGUUCAUUAGAAGUAAUUAGAAUGUGUUGAGUGCAUAUCUCUAAAAGAUAAAGGGAAUCUUGGGGGUUGUUUAUAAUGACCCAAAAGUUGAAUAAACUUUUGUAAAUGAAUUUGUUAUUGAGGUAUCUAGAGCAUUAGAUAGAAUUUUGUAAUUUAAAUGCAUGUGAUUGCAAUGUUUAAAAGAGAGCCUUGCUUGCUUUCUUGCUUGAUGUAUAUGAUCAUUAUAGACCAGUGGUGUAAGUUCGCAAACCAGUGGCUAAUUUGUUGUCUGUGGUAUUGUAAACCCACACAUUUUCAUUUUCUGUGUAUUUAGUACUUUAGUUAUUAGCGUUGCCCAGCAAACAUUACAUAUCUUAGUUUAGUGUGUGUUAGUGUUUCAUGUUACAAAGUGACACAUUUUUAUAGUUCCUUUAAAUUAUUUAAAUUGUCAGCACAGGUCGCUCUGUCUCCUUUCUUUGUUAUUGCUUUUUAGACUCGCAUACUUUAAUGUCCUUUUGUGUAACUAAUAAUUUUUCUUCACCCUAUAGGAAAGAAAGAAUUGUAAUUUUAAUGCAUUGUUCAUUGACUUUAAAUGGUGCAUUUUAGUUUUAAUAGCACUGAAGAAAACUGCACUGUUAUUGUUGUUUGAUGUUUUUUGUUGUUGUUUUUUUUUCAUGAAAUUUGUGUUUGUUAUUUAUAUAUGUAUAUAUAUGUGUGUGU
Molecule: messenger RNA, 6122 nt
Organism: Gryllus bimaculatus (two-spotted cricket)
Lineage: Eukaryota; Metazoa; Arthropoda; Insecta; Orthoptera; Gryllidae
Source: the annotation of a GenBank genome assembly